Messenger RNA from Zea mays, 766 nucleotides. RefSeq lists its product as uncharacterized. Bases 11 to 520 code for a protein of 169 amino acids. The transcript has 4 exons. The record is from RefSeq and is a predicted model, not a curated record. Lineage: Eukaryota; Viridiplantae; Streptophyta; Magnoliopsida; Poales; Poaceae.
ACUCAAUUUCAUGGCUACUGAUGAUACUGAUGAAAUGCGGAUGUUUUGUUUCGACAAUGUUGCUAAAAGAAUCGUUGAAAAAACAUGCACUUCUCUCCUAACAUCAGUUACAGAUACCUCAAAUAUCCCUCCUGAUUUAGCAGCCAUUGUGUCUCUCAAAUUCACAUUUGUAGUUGUUUAUAAUCUAAUGUCUUUUCAAAAUCAAGAAAAAGAACUCCUAAUCAAGUCAGUCAUAGCUUCACAUGGAAGAGACCUAUCUUUGCCAUCAACCAAAUUGAGCAUUCCAAUGCAUCCGUCAACUCCAACAAAACUUCCAUCGAGAACAAGACAGGCAAUUUCACCCUCUACGACAUUGUCCAACCUAUCUACAUCCAUUUCUCUAGAGCAACAUAGCAGUUUUGAAGCUGGAGACAGUCUUGAAGACCAAAAUCCACAAUCUUUUGAAUCGCCACCGAAAAGGACUAAGCACAAAUCUUUAAGAUUCGAUUGCGGUGAGGAUGCGACUAACAAGGAUAAAUGAUCUAUUGUCCAUGGAAACAAAAUGAUGGGGCUGGUGUUCCUAAUAUUAGUCACUAUGCGCACCAAUUUUUGUCUAACAUAGAUGUUUAUGUCUUAUUUGGAAAACAGUAUCCAAAUAUUUUUUGUCUAUGCAUCGUAGACUUAAUGUUGUUGAAGACAUACUGUUUGUACGUACGUCGACACAUCCUAUAAUGACCAUAUUAUGUAAUGAGCACUACUAUCUUUCUAUGCUGAUCAUAUUACGUAA